UUUAAUUUUUGCUGCUAGGCUUUUUCAUUUUUUUCUUUCAGAAUCAAAUUCGAGAACGAAAAUUCAGGGAAAUAAAAUGUUAAAGAAGAAUCUAUAUCUGUAGAUUUUUUUACAUCAAAAAAUUAUUGCAAAAGACAAAUUAAUGAUUCCAAGAGUUUUCCCAAAAAAUCAUGAUCUACUACUGUUUCUGUGCCAAAUAACUUUAUUGAUAAUUCCCUUUCUCGUAUGAUUGAAUAUUGUCCAAAUUUUUUCACAGAAAUUAUUGUUAUAAAUGUGCACACAAAAUCUUCCACUAUUUCCAAGGUCAUACCUUGAAACUUCCUCAAAUUCACCUGAUCCCCAGCAUGCAACACCAGUGCAUGGACUACAAUGCAAUUGUUAUCAUUGUUAUGAUCGUUCAGUGUCCCUAACCUCAAUAAAAAAGGGAAGCCCAUGUUAUCGGCAUGGACGAGCAUCUCUCUACAAUGUGGCACAUGAUAAUACGAACUAUGACAAACGCGUAGUUCCGUUUGAUACUGUCUAGAUUAAAUUUUCAUCGGCACGUUUAUAUCAAUGGGUAUAAAACAGUUAUACAUCACUCAUUACAUCUCAGUGAGGGUACACACUUCUUUAUGACAAGCCACUGAUAGUUUGGAAUUUGGAUAAGUUGAGGUCCUGGCCAAGGAUCGAACCACUCAGACAAUGUGCGGAAUAUGUCUAUAGUGGGAGUGCGAUGGAGAAGGCUUCGGGGACCCUGACGAGGUUGAAUCGCAGUGAACAACCUAGGACUAUUGUCUGUCAUGAUAUGAUGGGAGGAUACUUGGAGGACAGAUUUAUCAAUGGCUCCUCAGACCCCACGUCCUACACCUUCUACCACUGGAGCAUCAUCGACACCUUCAUUUACUUCAGCCACCACAUGGUGACAAUCCCCCCAUUCGGCUGGAUAAACGCAGCCCAUAAGCAUGGUGUCAAAGUCCUGGGAACCGUCAUAACCGAGCACAAGGAUGGCGAGGCAAUUUGGAACGAGGUUUUAUCAUCCUCGGAGAAAACUAAGAAGUUCGCCGAUGCUCUCAUCACUUUGACCAAGUUUUACGGAUUCGAGGGGUGGCUCUUGAAUGUGGAGAAUAAGAUACAGGCAGAAGAUAUCGAGAGAUUGCAAUUUUUUGUCAGAUAUCUGACUAAUGGGUUGCGCAACGAUGUUGCGAAUUCUGAGGUCAUCUGGUAUGACAGCAUCAUUCAUGAUGGUCGCCUCAAGUGGCAGAAUCAACUUAACGAGGAGAAUCAACUGUUCUUCGAUUGUUGUGAUGGCAUAUUCUUGAAUUAUAAUUGGAGUGACGAGAGUUUGGGAAGUACUCGUGAAAUAGCUGCUAGAAAUGGAAGAUUGAAAGAUGUUUACGUGGGCUUGGAUGUCUGGGGGAGAGGAUGUCCUGGGGGCGGUGGAUUCAACUCCAUUCACGCUUUGGAACGAAUCAGAAAAUUCGAUUUAUCCGUUGCCAUAUUUGCUCCGGGCUGGACCCACGAGAAUUUUGGCGCAUCCACAUUUGAGAAGAUCGAAAAUAUUUUCUGGGCUCAAUUGACUCCUCUUUUGUAUGUCCACGUACCCAUUUAUCGUAAUGAGAGCUUUGCGACAUCGUUUUGUCGCGGAUAUGGAAGGAGUUUGUAUGAGUUUGGUGAGUCAGACCAGAGACAAUCGUUCUUCAACUUGAACUUGCAAAACCUGCAAAUCUCAGUGCCUUCAUUGCACCUGAAAUUCACGUACAAAGACAUUCCCGAGCCUCCCCCAAAGAGUGCUUCGAAUAAACGCCAACAACCACCAGAGUGUACCUUCGAAACUCCCUUCGAAGUAAUUAAAGUCCAGGGAAAAACAAUAACAUUCCUUCCGAAGAAUUUGAUCACCUUGAUCAAUCGCACGGAUUUUUGUAGCGAAUUUUCAUACGGUGGAGGGGGCUGUCUCCAAAUAACAACAAUUCAUCCCCAAAAUUAUCACAGGCUCUUUCUGACGCAUCUUGAAUUCUCAGAAGAUGUCAAAGCAUCUCUAAUAUACAGGGAAAGUGAGGAAGUGCUCGCUAACACCGAAAAUAGAACGAGAGCACCAACGCUCGUAUUAAUAAAUAACAGUAACAAUACGUCAAACUUUCUUCAGGCGAAUGAGACGUUUCAAUUGGAUACGAGGUGGAGAAAAAGCUAUUACACACCCAAUCUGCGGACAAUCAACGAGAUUGCAGUGGCAUUUUCAUAUGAAGGCCGUCAUUAUCUCGGGGAAUUGAAAAUAGAACCGGUGAGACAUUUCUUCAACCCACUGCUACGAUUAACGUAACAUUCAGCCACUGAAUUAUUAGAAAAAUUUAGCCAAUGAAUAUUUUUAUUUCGAAAGUAAUGGUUAUUGUUGCCAUUAAAAGUGUGAAAAGUUAUACACUCGCGAACGUUACUUCUUCUGUUGUGUCAAUAACAGAAGUUUUGUGUUCAUGAGAAAGUUUACCUGUACAUUAACGUGUUGAAUAAAAUGGUUUACGACUUUUUUUCAA
This is a messenger RNA of Diachasmimorpha longicaudata, 2504 nucleotides long. It is a transcript of the gene ENGase, whose product is annotated as cytosolic endo-beta-N-acetylglucosaminidase. The record is from RefSeq and is a predicted model, not a curated record. Gene Ontology annotation, molecular function: mannosyl-glycoprotein endo-beta-N-acetylglucosaminidase activity. The transcript has 8 exons. Bases 713 to 2296 code for a protein of 527 amino acids. Gene Ontology annotation, cellular component: cytoplasm. Gene Ontology annotation, biological process: protein deglycosylation. NCBI's taxonomy places the organism in Eukaryota, Metazoa, Arthropoda, Insecta, Hymenoptera, Braconidae.